Oenanthe melanoleuca is the source of this 11077-nucleotide messenger RNA. It is a transcript of the gene SDK1, whose product is annotated as sidekick cell adhesion molecule 1. Gene Ontology annotation, biological process: cell-cell adhesion. The record is from RefSeq and is a predicted model, not a curated record. The transcript has 46 exons. The coding region runs from base 1297 to 8115 and encodes 2272 amino acids. Gene Ontology annotation, molecular function: protein binding. Lineage: Eukaryota; Metazoa; Chordata; Aves; Passeriformes; Muscicapidae.
CGAACGGGAACCGCGGGCCGCGUCCCCUCAGGCCGGGCUGUGCCGGGGGCGAAGCGGGGCGCGAGACACAGCGCCGCUCCCGCCUCGCGCGGGCUCGCGCGGCCCCUGCGCGCGCGCGCUGCCCGCCCCGCUCGCCCGCCCAAUGAGCGUCCCGGCCGGAGGGAGCGCAGGUCCCGCCGCGUGAGGGAUGAGGAUGGCGGUGUUGGCAUUUCCCCCUCCCGCGGCUGCGGAACCUGCGCUGAAAUCCCCCCCCCAGCCCCGCACCGCCCAGUCCCGACAGUGGCACACACGUACAGAUACACAGGCGUACAGAUAAACGCACACACAUCCCCUCAGCCCCGCGCAGGAUGCGCGCCCCCGGCCCUUCCCAGCCCAGCCGCGGCCCCGCUGCGCCUGUGAGGGAGAGACGCUCGGAGGAAGGACCGGGAUCCCUGGGCUCCAUCAGCGCGGAGAGCAGGAGCCCGGCUCAGCGCAGCCUGGAGGAUUUCACCUUGUUGCUGUUUGUUUCGGGAGAUUUUCGCUCCCCCCGCCCCUGGACACUGUCCAGCUGAGGGUUUGCUUCCUUGCUGCGUCCACAACCGGCCAGAGAAAAAGCGCUUUCCCUGUUAGAAGUGAUUUUUGUCGUGGUCUCCCUGCAAGGAAGGGAUCGGCACCAGCCUUCGAGGAGGGAGACAGGAUCAACUGAGGUUUUCUCUACCUCCGGCUGAACGUGAGGAGUUCAAGUGACACCGGCACUGGCCUGUGGCUGACUGACUGCACAGCGAGCUGGAAUCACAGCCAGAGCUGCUCGAUUUACCUGCUCGAGGACCCUUCAAACCCUUCUAUUGACGGUAGAGAUUUGUAUUCCAAGGAAAAUCGGAUUAAUAUAAACUAUGCAGAGCUUUGCAGGGAUAUCGGGAGACUACUCUGUCUGCAUGGCUAAUCUUGAAAUUGUCUGAAAUAAAUCCUUAGCGCAAGGAAUAACGAGAUACUUUCAAUUAGUUUUUUUCCUUGUCGCUUUUUCUUUCUCCCCUUCUAGGAGAAUUUAACACUGACAUCCGAUGGUUUCUACAAGAGAAUGGGACACAUGCUGGAGAACUCACCAGGCUCCAUAAAAAUGACGGGGGUAACAGUUUCCAUCAGUGUUGCGGUAUAAAAGGUUCUCUUUGGAUUGUCUGCUGGUGGCUGCUAAGAUGGAUCAGUUUCUCCCUGUUCCUGUUUGCGAUGUGCUGAACGAUCCGGAUUUACUGAAAUACUGACGCCCAUGAACUUACUCCCUCUCUGCUGAAGGCAUCGGAUGUGACAGUGCAGAGAAACAUGUGUUUCACAUUUCUGACUGGUUGUUUUGGUGCAAUCAAUACCUCCACAAGAAACAUUGACUUAGGUGGCGACUGUCAUAGCGGGAGGCACACGGAGCGCUGCUCCCGGCUUGCAGGCGGAGCGAGCACAAAUCAAAGAGCCCGCCGAUCCUGGCAAGUGGGGGCUUCGCUUCCCCCCGAAGCGCGGGGCACAGGCUGCCGACCCUCCACAGACAGCCCGGCCCGCGGGUGCGGAAUGAGCGAUGACCAAAGCGCUGUCAGGAGUGGCAGCCACUCGGAUCGGAUGGGGAUCAGUGAGGCAAUACCGGUUGAAAGAAAGGUGGAUCGCGAAAUUAUUGCCCGAAGGAAUAGCAGGCGAGGCGGAAUGAUGAUAAAGUUAAACUUCUGUUUCAUCUUCUGUCGGGGAUGGUGGGCGUUUCUGUUGCUUCAGCUCCACAUGUUGCAAGCACUGGCACAAGGGGAUGUUGCACCAUUCUUCAAGACAGAGCCAGGCUUGCCCCAGAUCCACCUGGAAGGAAACAGACUGGUCCUCACGUGCCUCGCCGAAGGCAGCUGGCCCUUGGAAUUCAAGUGGUUGCACAACGACAGUGAAAUAACCUCCUACUCCAGUGAAUACAAGUACAUCAUCCCAGCUCUGCAGAGGGCUGAUGCUGGAUUCUACCAGUGCAUCGUGAGGAACAGGAUGGGGGCACUGCUGCAGAGGAGAUCUCAAGUCCAAGUGGCAUACAUGGGAGAUUUCAUGGACACAGACCAGAGAAAAACAGUGACUGAAGGACAAGCUGCUGUUCUGAACUUCCCACACAUCCUCAGCCACCCUCAGCCCCAAGUGACGUGGUUUAGAGACGGGCACAAGAUUAUUCCAAGCAACAGAAUAGCCAUCACUCUGGAGAACCAGCUGGUGAUCCUGGGGGUGUCACUGACAGAUGCAGGAGGUUACUAUGUCCAGGCAGUCAAUGAAAAGAACGGGGAGAACAAGACCAGUCCCUUCAUUCAUCUCAGUGUAGCACGUGCCCCCAGCCCCCGGGACAGCGCGGCUCCCGCCCUGCUGGUCCGGCCGCGCAACGCCAGCGUGGUGUCGGGGAGCAGCCAGGCCACCCUGGAGUGCGUGGCCAGCGCCAGACCUCUUGAGAGGCUGAGUAUGACCUGGAAGAGAAAUGGAAUCAAGAUCACCAGUGGCAUCAGCAGCUUUGGGAGACGCCUCACCAUCACCAACCCCACCUCUGCUGAUGUGGGGAUGUACUUCUGUGAAGCCAAACUCAGAGAGAGCACAGAGGAGCCAGCAAGAGCAAAAGCUUUCCUUUCUAUAUUGGAACCUCCUUAUUUUACGGCUGAGCCCCCGAAUGUGAUUUUGGCUGAGGUGGAGAAGGACGUGGACAUCCUGUGCCAGGCCAUGGGUGUUCCCAUCCCCACCCUGGUGUGGUACAAGGACUCAGUCCCCCUGAGCAGGCUGGAGAACCCCCGGUACAAGGUGCUGCUGAGCGGGGGGCUGCGCGUCCACGCGCCGCGGCCGCAGGACGCCGGCAUCUUCCAGUGCUUCGCCAGCAACCAGGCGGGGGAGAUCCACACCUACACCUACCUGGAUGUCACCAACAUCAAGCCAGCUUUUAUCCAGCCCCCAGAGGACACCACAGUCACCGAGGGGAUGACUGCAGUGCUGACCUGUGAAGUUUCAGGGGCUCCACGACCUGCCAUCUCCUGGAAGAAAGGAGAGCAGAUCUUAGCCAGUGGCUCAGUGCAGAUUCCUCGCUUCGUUCUCCUCGAGUCUGGAGGGCUCCAGAUAACGCCCGUGUUCCUGCAGGAUGCUGGCAAUUACACUUGCUGUGCAGCCAACUCUGAAGGAGCCCUGAAUGCUUUUGUGAUGCUGACAGUGUGGAAUCGCACGUCCAUUGUCCAGCCUCCCGAGGACAGCACGGUGAUCAAAGGAACCACGGCCACCCUGCGCUGCCAGGCCACCCACGACCCCAGAAUUUCAAUCAGGUACCUCUGGAAGAAGGACAGUGCUGUAAUAAAUCCAUCCAGCAGUUCCAGGAUCACAGUGGAGAAGGAUGGGAGCCUCCUGAUCAGCCAGACGUGGUCGGGUGACAUCGGGGAUUACACCUGUGAGGUCGUUUCCUCCGGGGGCAACGACUCCAGGACAGCUCGGCUGGAAGUGAUUGAGCUGCCUCACUCCCCCCAGAACCUGGUGGCCACCCUGAACUCCUCCUACAGCCGCAGCGUGGUGCUCUCCUGGGUGCGCCCCUUCGACGGCAACAGCCCCGUGCUCUACUACGUGGUGGAGCUCUCUGAGAACAAUUCUCCCUGGAAGGUUCACCUGUCAAACCUUGACCCGAAGAUGACUGGGGUCACUGUGAGUGGCCUCACUCCAGCCAGGACCUACCAGUUCAGGGUGUGUGCAGUCAACCAGGUGGGAAAGGGCCGGUACAGCACUGAGACCAGCAGGUUGAUGCUACCUGAGGAACCUCCCAGUGCCCCCCCUAAAAACAUCGUGGCCAGUGGGAGAACCAAUCAGUCCAUCAUGGUGCAGUGGCAGCCUCCUCCUGAGAGUGAGCACAAUGGGGUUCUUCAUGGCUACAUCCUAAGGUAUCGCCUGGCCGGCCUCCCAGGAGAGUACCAGUACAAGAACAUCACCAGUGCAGAGAUCAACUACUGCCUGGUGAAAGACCUGAUCAUUUGGACCCAGUAUGAAAUCCAGGUGGCAUCUUACAAUGGAGCUGGGCUGGGAGCCUUCAGCAGGCCUGUGACAGAGUACACACUGCAGGGAGUGCCCACAGCUCCACCUCAGAACGUGCAGGUUGAAGCUGUGAAUUCCACAACCAUCCAGUUCCUCUGGAACCCUCCACCCCAGCAGUUCAUCAAUGGCAUUAACCAAGGGUACAAGCUCCUGGCGUGGCCGGUGGAUGCUCCAGAGAGUGUGACCGUGGUCACCAUCGCUCCGGAUUUCCACGGUGUUCACAGUGGCUGCAUCACCAACCUGAAGAAGUUCACCCCCUACUACACCUCAGUGCUGUGCUUCACCACGCCAGGGGACGGCCCUCGCAGCCCCCCCCAGCUCCUGCGCACCCUGGAGGACAAGCCAGGAGCUGUGGGACACCUGAGUUUCACUGAGAUUCUGGACACCUCACUCAAAGUCAGCUGGCAAGAACCUGUAGAGAAAAAUGGCAUCAUCACAGGGUACCAGCUCUCGUGGGAGGUGUACGGCAGGAACGAGUCGCGCCUGGCCCGCAGCCUGCCCAACAGCACGCUGGAGUUCAAGAUCACGGGGCUGUCCUCCCUCACCACCUACACCAUCGAGGUGGCGGCUGCCACCGCCCGCGGCAGCGGCUCCGUCACCUCCUCCACCAUCUCCUCUGGAGUGCCCCCAGAGCUUCCAGGGGCUCCAACCAACCUGGUGAUUUCCAACAUUAGCCCUCGCUCUGCCACGCUUCAGUUCCGCCCGGGGUACGACGGCAAAACCUCCAUCUCCAAGUGGGUAGUGGAAGGGCAGGUUGGUGUGCUGGGUGAUGAAGAAGAAUGGGUGACUCUUCAUGAGGUGGAAAAUGAACCUGAUGCCCAGAUGCUGGAGGUACCAAACCUCACUCCUUACACUUAUUACAGGUUCCGGAUGCGGCAGGUGAACGUGGUGGGCUCCAGCCCUCGGAGCCAGCCCUCGAGGGUCAUCCAGACCCUGCAGGCGCCUCCGGACGUGGCCCCCGGCAGCGUCACCGUGCGCACGGCCAGCGAGACCAGCCUGUGGCUGCGAUGGGUGCCGCUGCCCGACACGCAGUACCACGGGAACCCCGAGUCCGUGGGGUACCGGCUGCGGCUGCGGCGCGUGGAGCCGCCGGCCCCGGCGCUGCUGCGGCUCGUCCCCGACCGGCUGGCGCGGGAGAGCACGCUGGAGGGGCUGCAGGAGUGGACGGAGUACGAGCUGCAGGUGCAGGCCUUCAACGCCAUCGGCGCCGGGCCCUGGAGCGAGCCCGUGCGCGGCCGCACGCGCGAGUCGGUUCCCUCUGCUCCUCCUGAGAAUGUCUCUGCUGAAGCUGUGAGCUCAACCCAGAUCCUGCUGACCUGGGCAGCAGUUCCUGAGUCUGAGCAGAAUGGUCUCAUCCUGGGCUACAAGAUCCUUUACAAAGCAAAGGAUUUGGACUCUGAACCCAAGAGCCAGACAGUGAGGGGGAACCACACCCAGUCAGUGCUGCUGUCAGGCCUGAGGAAAUUCGUCCUCUACGAGCUCCAGGUGCUGGCAUUCACCCGCAUUGGGGAUGGGGUCCCCAGCUCCCCAGCAGUGACAGAGAGAACCAAGGAUGAUGCCCCCGGGCCCCCCGUGAGGCUGGUGUUCCCCGAGGUGAGGCUGACGUCCGUGCGCAUCGUUUGGCAGCCCCCGGAGGAGCCCAAUGGAAUCAUUCUGGGGUACCAGGUCGCCUACCGCCUGGCCAGCAGCAGCCCCAACAAGUUCACCACGGUGGAGGUUGGUGCCACAGUCCGGCAGUUCACGGCUACAGACCUGAGCCCAGAGUCAGCCUACAUCUUCAGGACAUCUGCCAAGACCAGGCAGGGCUGGGGGGAGCCUCUGGAAGCCACGGUGAUCACCACUGAGAAACGAGAACGACCAGCCCCGCCCAGGCAGGUGCUGGCCCCGCAGGGUGACGUGUCCUCCCGGAGCCUGCUGCUGACCUGGGUCCCUGGCAGUGACGGAUCCUCCCCCAUCCGCUACUUCACGGUGCAAGUGCGGGAGCUGCCGCACGGGGACUGGCAAACCUACUCCUCCUCCAUCAGCCACGAGGCCACGUCCUGCAUCAUCGAAAGCUUGAACCCGUUCACCUCUUACAAGCUGCGAGUGAAGGCCACCAACGACAUCGGGGACAGCGACUUCAGCGCGGAGACAGAGGCAGUCACCACCCUGCAGGAUGUCCCAGAUGAGCCACCCAGUUCUGUGUUGGUGACUCCCCACACGACUUCCUCUGUCCUUGUGCAGUGGCAGCCCCCCAGGGUGGAGAGUGUGAACGGGCUCCUGCUGGGAUACCGCAUCUACUACCGCGAGCUGGACCACGACCCCGCGCCCGGGACGGGCUCCAGGAGCAUCCAGAGCCCCUCGGCCCUCAGAGCAGAGCUCACACCCCAAGGCAGCUUCAAGACAGUGAACAGCAGCUCUGCAUUAACGACGUAUGAAUUAACACAAUUGAAGAAAUACAAGAGAUAUGAAAUACUGAUGACAGCAUAUAAUAUCAUUGGUGAGAGCCCUACCAGCACACCAGUGGAAGUGUUUGUGGGUGAAGCAGCACCGGCGCUGGCCCCGCAGAACAUCCAGGUCCAUUCCCUUUCCGCCAGCCAGCUGGAGCUCACCUGGGACCCCCCUCCUGCCGACAGCCAGAACGGGAACAUCCAAGGCUACAAGAUUUACUACUGGGAGAGCGACGCUCUGAACGACACGGAGAAGGUGAAGGUGCUUUUCCUGCCCGAGACCAGCGUGCGGCUCAAGAACCUGACGAGCCACACGCGGUACCUGGUGUGCAUCUCCGCCUUCAACGCGGCCGGGGACGGCCCCCGCAGCAGCCCCGCCCCGGGCAGGACCCUCCAGGCAGCACCCAGUGCUCCCAGCUUCCUGGCUUUCUCUGAAAUCACCUGCACUACCCUCAACGUGUCUUGGGGCGAGCCAACAGCAGCAAAUGGAGUCCUGCAGGGUUACCGAGUCGUCUACGAGCCUCUGGCUCCUGUCCAGGGGGUGAGCAAGGUGGUGACUGUGGACAUCAAGGGGAACUGGCAGCGCUGGCUGAAGGUGCGGGAUCUCACCAAGGGCGUCACUUAUUUAUUCCGAGUGCAAGCCCGAACCAUCGCCUAUGGACCUGAGCUGCAAGCCAACAUCACAGCUGGGCCAGCAGAAGGGUCUCCUGGCUCCCCUCAGGAAAUCUUGGUGACAAAAUCUGCUUCUGGGCUGACACUGCAAUGGACUGAGGGAGAUUCAGGAGAAAAACCCACAACUGGCUACAUUAUAGAGGCACGACCCUCAGAUGAAGGACUCUGGGACAUGUUUGUGAAGGACAUCCCUCGCAGCGCCACCUCCUACACAGUGGGCCUGGACAAGCUCAGACAAGGGGUCACCUACGAAUUUCGGGUGGUGGCUGUCAACGAAUUUGGCUAUGGAGAGCCAAGUGUUCCUUCUGUGGCAGUAUCAGCACAAACAGAAGCCCCUUUCUAUGAGGAGUGGUGGUUUCUGCUGGUGAUGGCUCUCUCAAGCCUCAUCCUCAUCCUGCUGGUGGUGUUUGCAUUGGUCCUGCACGGCCAGAGCAAGAAGUACAAGAACUGCACUGGAGGUAAAACCAUUUCCAAUGUGGAAGAGUCAGUCACCCUGGAUAAUGGAGGCUUCACUGCUCUGGAGCUCAACAGCAGACACCUGAACAUCAAGAGCACCUUCUCAAAGAAAAAUGGAACCAGGUCUCCUCCUCGGCCAAGCCCAGGGGGGCUGCACUACUCUGAUGAGGAUAUCUGCAACAAGUACAAUGGGGCUGUGCUGACAGAGGGCUUGGGCCUCAACGAGAAGCCCCUGGAGGUGUCAGAGUCAGAGGUCACUGACUCGGAUUACGAGGACGAGCUGCCCAAGCACUCCUUUGUGAACCACUACAUGAGCGACCCCACCUACUACAACUCGUGGAAGCGGCAGCAGAAAGGGGUGAAGCAGCACCCGGCGUCCUACAGAUACGAGGAGUGCACGGCCAGCGAGACAGAGCCCUAUUUCCAGACUGUCAUCACGACACAGAGCUCAGGAGGGGUGUACACCCCCACGGGACAGCCCGCGCCCGGCUCCCGGACUCCAGUGACAGGAUUCUCCUCCUUUGUCUGAGCGGGCUGGGGCACGGCGGGACAGCCACGGCGGCCGUGUGCGCGUGGCCGGGAUGCUGAACUCUGGGGGACGUCUCUUAUCAGGGUAGAAACGGAUGGGAACACACCUGAGGCUGGGUUGUUGGUGUUUUGGUUGGUUUUUUUGUUGGUUUUUUUUUUUUCUUUUCCUUUCUGAAGACAAUCAACUCUAUAAAAACACGGAGCUGAACUAGCUGAACCUUUGUUUAAGAAAACAAAAAGAAAAAAAAGGAAUUCUGAACAGUGAUGAUUUUAACCACUUGUGAAUAGUAGGGGUUUUUUAACUGCUUUUUGUAACACUGCUUCAGGAAGCAGCUCCCAUGCCCUGCUCCUUCCCUCUUUCUUUCUCUCCCCUCCUCCUGUCCCACUGCUCCCAAACAAGCAGGUGAAUUCCCGAGAUGCAAUGAGUGACUUUGUGAUGUGAUUUGAAGAGAAAACAUAAAACCUCCCAGGCUCCUUUUUCUUCCUUUUUCUCUACUCCUUUUUUUUUUUUUCCUUUUUAUCUUCUUUUUAAUUUUUCUCUGUCAUCAAGAUUAAGUAGUAAAACAUAGAAAAUGGACACAUUUUUAGGUGAAAAGCAGACACCUCCUCUCUUCUUGCUGCUCCACGCAUUAGGAGCACUGGCUGAUCAAUGUAGGCUCAGAUGUGUCACUGUGUCUGCUCUAAGCUCACUACUGGUGUAUUUAUAUUGAAUUACUGACUAGCCUUUUUUUCUUCUUCAAAUGGGACCUGCUGCAUUCUUUAAAUAUUCCAACUCCAGGGCCUUUGGAAGAGGAGAUGGCUCAAAAGAGCACUGUAGGCAGUGGUGGGCGAAGCAGGUGGGAAGAAUUCAGAUGUAAAGUCAGUUUAUUUUUGGUGUGGCUCUAAUCCUCCUCAUGGACUGCGUGUACCAUUUGAAUCAGUCAUUUUUUAAAAGUCAAAGGACAUAACCGAGCAAGCCAGAGGAAAUUUUCAAUUAAAAUUUCAGUGACAACCUAGAGAGUUUACUCAUUGAUGAGGGUUUUGAUCAUCAGAGUUACCGUGCCCUGCCAACAGAAGUUGAGCAUCCUUUCUCACCCAGACUCUGCAGUUCUAUUUACUGGUCUGUAAAAUGUACACAGUAGCAGGGUUUGUUAGAUUUUAUUUUUUAGUACAGAGACACACCACACAGACUGGGUGAGUUUUGGUGUCCACAGGUGCCUUUUAUUGAUUCUGCAGCUUCAUAUCUGGGAGAAGAAAAAAAUGUCUCCAAAUAAAGCUAACCAGUUUUUUCAGGCAUUGGGGUCAUGAAUUACCUUGUGCACGUUUACAGCCUGCUCUGUGCACUUGAAACUACUGCCUUUGGAAAGAAAAUAGGAGAUUUUUUUUCAUAUAUUCUCCAUUCUUUUGUACAGCUCACUUUUUGUUUUAUUCUUUUCUAUUCUUUUCCUGAGUCUGUCAUGUUUAGUAGCAAGUUGUUUACUCACAAGUAAGUUGUCAGGCAUUGAAAGAUUUGAAGUCCAGCCCUUGGACGUAGCAACAGUCCUGGUCACCAGACUUUUUAUCAUAAGAGCUUGAAAGGUGAAUUUGGAAGUAGAAGAGUCUUUGCCACACCAGGAUCUGGCAUUUCCUUCCAGGUGGAUAGGCCAGGAAAAUUGGUGCUUGCUAAUGUCCUGUCAAGGCCUAUGUGGGCAUUGUUACCACAGAAAAUUGUCCCUGUCCUCUCAAGGGAUGCGCACACCUGUGGCAGGGGAGGUGGUGUCUUCAGAGCAGGUUGUUUAAACCAGGCUGCCCAGGGGCCUGGUUGGGAGUAUCCUGGUGGCACCUCACCAAAACAGCUGAGGCCAAGGGCCAGCUCAGCCUUGCUGUCACCUUUCAAUGCCUCUUGGACAGGGCAAACGAUCUCAGAACUGCUUUUGCUCUCCGGCACUGCCUCCGAGCACUGCUGCUCUUGGUGCGUGCAGACUCUGCAUAGCUUUGGCACUGGAUUGCUGUUCCUCUCCAAAGGUUCCAGGAAGAAAAAUUUCAAAACCAAAAACUCCAGUGGGUGUGUUUAAGGGCUUUUGAGUUUGGCUAAUGAUCUGUAGCUCAUUAGAUGGCAAGGGACUCGCAAAGACAUGGCUGAGCCAAAACCCUGUGAGUCAUCCCCCUCUCUGCACCUGGUAGGAUGUGUGUGGGAUGGAGAUGGGGCUCCAAAGAGGAUGACUUGGAGUGUGCUGUGGAGAGGAAUGCAAAGCAAACAAAAAACCCACUGCCUUCUGUGCACUUUGACUGUUCUCUUAAGCCAUAUGGACUUUGCUUUAAUUACUGCACUGCCAAAAUUUGUUUUCAGUCUGCGUUUUUUUGUUUCUUAGACAAAAUUAUCUACGUGACUUUCUGAUUUGUUUUCCUUUUCCUUUGUCAUUUCCUGCAUCAGAUUGCAUAUUUUAAAGAUGUUGUUUUUGUACAUUUGACACAGCAAUGCUAUUGCUCUUGGAAUUUGAAUGGCACUUGUCCAACAGGUGUAAGAGGUAGUGCUGCAGGAGAAGCCCUUCAAGGACCACUGAGGACUUUAGGGAUGUAAAUUAGUAGGAAGUAGAUGGAACACCGAAGACUUUGCUCCAAAGGAAAGCAUAGUGUAACUCCACAUCUCCUGAAUAUUUCUAGAUCUCAGUUGGUGUAGAUGCAGUUACUCCCUGGGACUGAUCUGAUACCACAUUGAGAAAAAAACCUAAGAAAACCAUGGGGAAUAAAGGAAAUGGACUUUGUGGCCACUGCUCCACUGAAGGACAGCAUGGGGAGCAGCACAAUCUAUACAAAGCGAGGAGAAGAGACUGUUCCUUUUUUCUCAGAACCAGCUGCAAACUAAAAAGCCUGAGCUUGCUGAGGACCUGCUGAGUUGGCUGUGUGGCUCUUUUCUUCUGACUGCUGUCAAAAUAACAGGUUAGGUGUGAUUCCUUUAGGACCUGUUGAUCCCAACAAAGGUAUUUCUGUUCCAUUCUUGUCCA